Symbiodinium natans is the source of this 3537-nucleotide messenger RNA. The record is from the annotation of a GenBank genome assembly. Lineage: Eukaryota; Dinophyceae; Suessiales; Symbiodiniaceae.
AUGGAAACGGAGCCGCGCCACACGCAGUGGGAAUGGUGUAAGGCGGCCUUGCAGUGUGACUCCAUGGUAACAUGCGAUGGGUUACCAGCGUUUACAAUCCUUAUGUUUGUCGGACUGCUUACAGACGAGAACAAAUCGUUCGUGAACUUGUGCAUUCCCAUAUCAUUGGCAUACCAGGCACAUGUACUUCCCAAGAUGCGGUUGGCAUUCCAGUGUCCCAGACACAGGUGGGCACGCAUUUGUGGAUUGAGUGGGGGCGCAGAGCAGGGAGGGCUGAACAAGCCGCUGGUGUGGCUAUUGCGCUACGUCGGAAUGUAUUCCAUGAUCGGAAUGUCAGACAAGUUUAUCAGCCUCCUGAAGAACUGGCGGGCAGGUUCGGGGCAGUGCGGCUUGUUCGUGGUGAUGUGGACUUGUGCGCAAUUGUCGUGUAUCAGUAUCCUGAGCCUCACCCCCCCAACACAGAUGCUCAGCGCAGACAGGCUAAGCGCCUGUGGAUGUAUGUGGCUGCUUUUCUUGACAGGCUUCCUCAUAGAUGCCUUCCUGUCCUCCUCCUGGAUGCAAACGGGCACACAGGGCUUCAUCGGCAUGAGGGCGGAUUUGCACACAUCAAUAGUGAAGCAGUGGGGCAAGCGGACGCCGCGCUUGAAAAUUUCAAUGGAUGCGUUGCAGGGCGUGCGUAGGCCACAGUUCCUUGCGGACGUUGAAAUUGCUUGUGAGCAGGCGUUGCAGAAGCUUGAGCUUCCUGUGCUACAGCGACCCACUGUUGUUUUUCAGGCCUUGCAUGAUGCAUUGGCGCAGGCGACCAAACUGCAUUACUCUGGUGGUGCAAAAACUAAGUGUGAUCGACCUGCUGAUACGCGGGAGGCGCUGUUCCAUACCCAGGCAGCCAAGACAUGCCUUGUUCAGACUGUGCUUCCUGCUGCUAGUCGUGACUCACUGCAGUUUUUGGCCAACCUUCUCCAACAGUGGAAGCGAUUGGCAGCCUUCUGGAGGGCACGUCGGGCUUCAGAUGUGCUUGUCAAGCGCGAUCGUGAAUCAUGGAGGCAGGCGCGCGUUGCCGAACUCAACUAUUUUUGGCACAAGCGGGAUUUCAAGGGAUGCUACCGUGUCAGCCGACUUCUCUCGGGCUUCAGACUUGGACCUAAGCGACGCAGGUUUGACAGGCCAAAAUCUGUGCAGCCAACAUGUUCGGACUGGUUGUCGUAUCUGCAACAAGACGGGCCUGAUGGUGGUUGCCAGGCCAAGUCCAUUGAUUGGGAGGACGUUUUUCAAAAAGCAUGCCAGCCCAGGACCCUGGUGCGUGCACUUGAUGCAGCCAAAGAUCUUGCGUGGCACGAUUUUCACGGAAUUUGCCAGCGGGGUCGUCGAUUGCAGCUUCGAAAGGGGUAUCCUUCCUGGGGCAUGCCAGCAGAGGUUUGGCGACAAGUUCUUUUUCCAACCUGGAAAUUUUCUCAAGUCAGGUUCGGAAUUGGCUACGCUGACAGAUGCUCGUUGCCUAAUGGCCACUUUCAGAAACUCUUUCACCAGCUGCUCCUCUCUAUCAGGAGUUACGACGAAGUUCCUGUACAAUGGCAAAGGAGCGAGGUCAUUGAGUUGGAUAAGCACAAUGGCAAAGCAAAAUGCGCUGGUGUUCGCGCCAUCAACAACUUGGACACUAUGGGCAAACUCUACUUCGGAUGGCUCGGAGGCAGAUGCAAACAACAGCAUCUCCGGCACUAUGCCGCGGGAUACAUUCGUAACAAAAGCCGAUUGGAUGCGAUGCUGGUGCAGAACGCUACUGCGUGGCGAGCAAAGAAACACGGCUUGUCCGUUCUCACCUCCUCGCAUGAUGUUGCCAAUGCCUUCUACAGUCCGCUUCGCAGCGUCCUACACGAUUGCGUUGAGCGAGUUGCGCAGCCAGUGGAUGCAUCUCUUCUUCAGCAGCGGCACAGCGAAGCUUACAUGUGCAUCAAAGCGUGUGAUGGCAAUAUCAAUGUGCAGCCACAGACUGGCAUUCUACAAGGAGAUGGGUUCGCUUGCGAACAUUUCCUUCUUGCCUAUCAUCCAGCGAUUGACGAGUACUGCGCUGACAUGCUUACAGCGGUGGGCGAGGAGUUUGUUUCAGUGGACCCGGUGUCACAAGAACGUGUUGACUGUUCCUUGUCUUCAUACGCCGAUGAUGUUUGCAAAAAACAUGUGGUCUCGAAUCCUGACGAUAUGGCCUUUCGUUCUGGCUUGUCCAACUGCUUGUUCGACGCCGCUCUGUCCAAGGUCGGCAUCGCGCAAAACGCAGACAAGCAAGUUCAUCAUGUUCUCUUUUGUGGACAAGGCUCAGACGAUUUCAUGCGAGCCGCUUAUUCUCAAGCUUUGGUGGCGGGCGGUAUGCACAGGACCAUUAAGUAUUUGGGUGGCAUUUCGCAGUAUGCUGGAGGCAAUGGGCCGGAAAUCACUGCUCGUGUCCGGGCAGCGCAGGGUGCAUGGUGCUCUUAUGGGAAACUGUGGUCCAGCCCCAAGGUGGCCGCAAGGCCGUUGGUCACCAUAUUCAAGAGCAGUGUGUAUUCACAUGUGGUUUCAGGCCUGGAGGCUCGGGUGCUCCACAAAGGCGAGUACGACAGGCUGGAUAGAUGUGUUCUCUCCAAGGGUAGGAAAGUCAUGCGUGGUGAUGCUUGUGCCAAAAUCUUGUCGGAAGAUGGGCAGAUCGCUUAUCAUGCAGUACCGUCGCACAAAGUUUGGAGGUUCUUGCAGUUGGUCCCGUCAAGCAUUGAACUGCGAGUCCGGCGGCUCAAACUCUGGCAGGCUGUGGCGAGAUGUCCGCAUAAACAUGUGCAACUUCUUGCGGCUGUCUUUGGACGGUUUUCGUUCGAGACUUUGCCUACACUGGAUUGUCACGGUAGGCUUGCGCAUGGCUGCAAUCCUUGGGCGGUGCAGUUUCAGCAGGACAUCCAAGCAUUGGGGGAAGUGGACGACGGUGUGCGUCUGGUGCAAGAUCUGGCGGGUAGCUGCGUUCGAAUGUUCACUGAUCUGCGAGAACAGUUCAUGGCAGUUGAUUGCACGGUGUUACGGCGCCAGUUCUUGUGUGUGGCUAUCCCACCACCGGGAUUUCAAGAUACCAUCCCCCCUACAGUGCCAGAUGUCCUGCUCGAGGCUGACUUGCAGUUCGCCUGUGACUGCAAGCUUGAUGACGGGAGCAUUUGUUCUGCCAAGUUCGCGUCGCGGCAUGCUUUGGCUGUCCACAAGUUUUUCACAAAGAACGGGACUCAUGGUCAAAAUAGUGUGGCAUAUCAGGCUGCCGUCAGCAAUGUGUGCCCCUGGUGUCGCUGCAUCUUUGUUGACAAGCGUUGUGCCAAGCAGCACAUACAGAGAUCUUUCAAGCAUGGACGAUGUAAGGGUAAAGGGUGCACCACUGUACAUCAGAUUCAGCCUGUUGAUGAUAUGUCGUGUCCAUAUUGCCAAGCAGAGCAUGACACCAUGGAUGGCUUGUUGCAGUGCAUCACUACACAUGUUGCUGGGCCUACCCCAGCCCAAGCUGCAGCUCAGGACGCAGUUCCCCCCCAGUAG